Messenger RNA from Pocillopora meandrina, 2635 nucleotides. NCBI's taxonomy places the organism in Eukaryota, Metazoa, Cnidaria, Anthozoa, Scleractinia, Pocilloporidae. The record is from the annotation of a GenBank genome assembly.
AUGAUCGCCCCCACGGGGGUACUCACGCGGGACAUCAACGUAGGGAUCAUCACCAUGGAGUUGAUCCCGUCGGUCAUGGAUACGGAGGUCAUCCUGGGGGAUAUCACCGCGAAGGUAAUCCAGGUAAGGCCUCGACCCGGAGGGUACCUUCCAGGACAUGAUCACGGAGGGUAUCCUGCAGGACAUUAUCAUGAAGAAAGUGACGCAAGGACAAUCUAUGAUCAAGAAAUGCAGACUCAGGCCCAGGAGCAGAUUCAGAAGCAACGCACGUUGCAAGGUAACCUAACGAAACUCGAUCGAUUUGAUUUUCAGGAGUUUGCUGGCACUAAAGACCACCUUUUACAUACUGCCUAAUUCCACGUAUUUGUUACACGUCAAAGCAGUCAAAGUUAAAAUUUGCAGGAUUUUUGUGAAGCUUUUGAUUAAGUUCAAAGCAGCAUUAUGAGGAACGGAAAACGGUACUUACUGUCUUUUAUAACUCAAAGGUAUGGCUGAAAUGUACCUGUAACUAGAAAGUAAAUGAUGAAUACAGGAUAUACGUCGCAUUCACAGAAAACGCACCAAGACCUUAUAAGUAUCAAAAAUGACAGUAGUUCGAAAAUAAGAAAAAGGAGUACGAAAUCCAACGAGACUGAAUUUCAGAAAGAGAUGAAGCAAAAUGUUUUAGGGCACAUUGGAAUAAGGUGCUUUGAGAGACCCUCAGCCAUGUAAAGCUACUUAUUAGGCCUAGUUAACUUGUUUGAGCUCACUCAAUGUCCCUUGAAAUGCCCUGUGUCACGAGAUACACCAAUACAGAAGUCUAUCAUUCCUGAAAUACCUCUGAAGUGGUUGCUCCUGCUUUAAUUAUUCUUAAGACAAUUUUCAUGACAGCAGUAUUCAACAGCUAAAUUUUUCCCUUGAUCCUCAGCAAGCGCACAGAUGUUGUAUGACGGUUAUGAAAACACCAUGGGUAUGAUUGAGGAACUGGAGAAACACGAAGGGCACAAUAUGUCUGCUGGGUUUUCAGGAUUGAUGACUCACGUCAUCCCAAAGGGAACCAAGAAACCCAAACGUGAUGUGAGUUAGUCAGAAAACCUCGCUUAGGCGUCAUGCUAAAGAGUGGCACUCUUAAUUGUUUUAGAUUCACAGUGACCACGUUUAAUUUAUCAUUUGCAGCUCGCUAUCUUCUCGGCUAUGACUUUAUUAAUACUGUCUUUUCUUAACUAAUCGAGUGUUUCUAUUUCCUAUUUGAAGUAUCUCUGUACUAUCUACCUGUUGCAAUUGCAUGUGCCGUACCUGUUCUCCUAUGUAUGUACUAAAGUUGUCUAUCAGGUGAAAAAUAUAUCCCGUACAUAACAGCGUAUACAGGCUAAGUUUCGUAAUUUAAAAAAAUAAACAUUAAAAGAGACAAUCGUCAUUGAGAUUCAGUCGUCGCAAAAGAAUAUGACCUUUUGGUUGAAACGAUAUCCGUCACUUCGCUCCAUGGUUGGAUCGCUUUAAGUCAAUUCGCUCCAACCAAAAGCGAGAUCACAUCACAACAAAAGUGAAGCAUUCCAAUGUUGUGCACAGAUGAAGAUUCCCUUUUAGGAAUGGACCGAAUUUUUCUGUUUCCUCCGCUAUUUUUCUAUGAAACUCGGCUUUGUUUUUCAGGUCACGGCCAUAAUAGAGGCCCAGCUUACUUGCCUUGAUGGUCAAAUGACUUUUGCUCCACCUGAGGUAACAAGGGCAGCCAGAAUGAAGUUGUUGGAGAAAACACUGAAAUGGGUGGCAGCCAGAGGAGAAAGGGGAAUCGAACCAAGCCCCGUCGAUGCCUACACAAAGAACGUAGUACAAGUCCUGAUAAAACCAGACUCUUUGAAGUUUCCAGAGAGGGAACGAGAUCCAAGAGCUGCUAGGUAAGCGUUAACUUUUAAGCGUAUGCCGCACUCCUUGGUAGUUGAGACGACAUAGAGAACAAGCCAGAUUAAAUUGGUGGCCUUGAAAACAGUGACUUCUCCUCCACGUCACGUGGGAAAGAUUAUGCCUGAGGCCCUUUCCUCAAUUUUGGGAAAGUUUAUUUAGCAAAGAACAAUUACUUAAGUUUUUUUUUUAAUUAUUGUAUCCCGUAUAGUUUAGACGAACGUACAGUAAACGAACUCAUGUUCGCCUUUGCCCAAGCCCAACACAAAGGAGAUCUACAAGAUAAAGAGUUUGAAGCCAACCCUGAUAAGAAAGCCUCCUUGCGCAAAAUGAGAGAGGGGGAGGACCUCCACAGUGGUAAGUUGUAUUAUUUUAUGACACAACCUCCAUUUGGCGCGAAAAUUAAUAAACGAUAGCCUCCAUUUGGUGCGAAAGUGUGCUCGGAUAUUUGUUCGCGAGCAUUAUCGGCUCCGAGAAGCGGACAGUUUUCCUGGCGCGUAGGAAUAGAAAAUGCUCAUUGUCACUGUAAUGUCUGAAUAUUGGAAAACCGGUCUUUUUCCUUCAUGAAUUUAAUUUUUUUUCUCUCUUGAUCUGCUUUAGGAGCAACACGCUUGGUGAAGUUAGAUCCCAAAGAUGGAGAAUUCUACCAAGUUCUUGCUGCAUCUCUCCAGCAUCUUGAUGCGUAUGCCAAGGGUGAUUUACGCUAAACACUUUUUUUGCGUUUGUCUUUAAAGCGUAACAGGAGCUCCUCGGGAAC